GGUUGUCUGUCGGGGAAGAGCUAAAAUACAGGUGAAUUGGCAGUAUCGUUUUACUUAGAGUAAUUGAAACUUCAUGGGUACAGAAAGGGGUUGGACAAUGCUGGCUUUUGAAGAGGUGGGCAUUGGAUUGCUAUCACUCUUGUGCUUAACUGAUGCCAGAGUUAUCUACAACAAUGUGUUCCUGGUGGAGGACACUGCUAUGUCGUUCUUAUCCCGUUCCCUCCUCUACAACAACUGGGACUUUGAGCUGGUGGUGCCUGGCAACCUGGAGAGGGAGUGUAUGGAAGAGAUAUGUAACUAUGAGGAGGCACGGGAGGUCUUUGAGGACAAAACGCAGACGGAUAUAUUUUGGAAAACAUACUCCAGUCAAGACACUGUACCUGUGGUGGAUGUAUCAGGCCUUGUAGCUGGGAUCCUGGCUCUGCUUGUCAUUGCUGUUUUUGCCACAGUCCUAGGCUGCUACUGUUACAGAACAAGGAACAAGGGUAUAAGGAGAGGAGGCAGUGUUCCAGUGCGGAUGCCAGCAGAUGCCCGUUUGCCUCCUGAGUCAGUGCCCUUGUCUGGAAUAUUAGUUCCUGGACUGCCUAGCUACAAUGAGGCCAUCACUCGCAGUGGCCAGCACGAUGCACCCCCACCCCCUUACUCUGGGGGGGCCCCAUCUGAAGCACCGGAUCAAACAGAGGACUGAAAAGGUGAAGAUGAUGAAAAGGUUAAGGACUGAGAGAGAGGGAUUGAUUACAGGGACAUGAGGAUGGUUUAAUGUGAGCAAGAAGUUGUACAACAUUUCAACUGUUAUGUGUUUUGAGGUUGAGAUGAAAAUAUGUAACAUGCAUAUAAGAGGUAGACAAUGAAGAAAUAGCACAGAAAUGAGAUCAAGGAACAGAAGGAACAAAAGAGAACGAGGCUUGUACUAAAAACUGUCAUCCAAAUUCAUUUAUAUGUGAAUUCCACAAUUGUACAUUGUUUUCUUUUAUGUUUGUAAUUCACAUAUUUAUUAUUUAUCUGCAACUCCUACCUGAAAAUGUUUCUACACGUGUCUUCCAUAUUU
Molecule: messenger RNA, 1048 nt
Organism: Megalops cyprinoides (Indo-Pacific tarpon)
Lineage: Eukaryota; Metazoa; Chordata; Actinopteri; Elopiformes; Megalopidae
Product: transmembrane gamma-carboxyglutamic acid protein 2-like
Exons: 7
Coding region: 74-688 (204 amino acids)
Cellular component (GO): extracellular region
Molecular function (GO): calcium ion binding
Source: RefSeq, a predicted model, not a curated record